AUGAUACGCUCCUAUCAGCUGUACCCGUCGAGAAGCGAGUACGGUGGUAACUUGGGUAACUGGUGCCUGAGCGGUUACCAGUUCGUUGGGUUCCUAUGGGGCAGUGCGCAGCUCGCGGGAAACUGUGGCGACGGCGACGGCUCUGAUCCCGGUGGCAGACCUUCGCUGUCGUCACCGACUGCGGUCAUGUUGGACGCGGACGCGUUCCGACGCCACCGGGAUGAGUACGUGUUCGCCAAGUGCAUGGACGCUGUGUACUGCCGGGCAGGAAAUGAUGUGCCGCUAUGGUACCACUCGUACCAGCUGUGGAACUUGACAGCCCUGCCAAGCUGGGACCGGGUGAACGGGUGCCUGAUGGCCGCAUUCCAGCGGGACGUGCUGGGCCGGUUCGAGAUCGUCCGCCAAUUGGCCUUUUGCGAACUGUUCAAAUUCGCCCAAAACGUUCGUCCACCAGGUAUGUCAUUUUACGAUAUUGUACCUGCUAUGCCACCGCUGGAGACGGCCGUGAGCCCGACGGUGACGGACGUUUUGACCGACGAUGACGACGACGACGACGACGAAGACGUCGAAGACGACGCAAAAAGAAUUAACGAAUACGGAGAAAUUGAAGAUGGAUAA
Macrosiphum euphorbiae (potato aphid) is the source of this 618-nucleotide messenger RNA. The record is from the annotation of a GenBank genome assembly. NCBI's taxonomy places the organism in Eukaryota, Metazoa, Arthropoda, Insecta, Hemiptera, Aphididae.